Messenger RNA from Phycomyces blakesleeanus NRRL 1555(-), 1366 nucleotides. RefSeq names its product p53-like transcription factor. The record is from RefSeq and is a predicted model, not a curated record. Bases 83 to 1366 code for a protein of 427 amino acids. The transcript has 2 exons. Gene Ontology annotation, biological process: positive regulation of transcription by RNA polymerase II; meiotic cell cycle. Gene Ontology annotation, molecular function: DNA binding; DNA-binding transcription factor activity. NCBI's taxonomy places the organism in Eukaryota, Fungi, Mucoromycota, Mucoromycetes, Mucorales, Phycomycetaceae. Gene Ontology annotation, cellular component: nuclear chromosome.
GCUGUGAUAUUUGAUAAUAUUGAGUAAAAAAUCAUCUACAUCUAUACCUACAUUACAUUCCAUUCCAUCCCAAAAAACACUUAUGCAAGAUACUGCCAUACAAAGAGGUGAGACCACGUUUGGUUCACACCACAACCCGUCUCACGCGUCCGAAACAACACGUCAAGGAUUUCAGUCUUUAUCUGAACCAAGUACGCCCCUACCAUUGGGUCCACACACCAAACGCCACAGAAUGGCUUCUGGCCCCCCUGAUUAUAAGUUGUCAUCCGUAGACGAAAGUUUGGAUAUAACAAAUAAUGAAAAUGGAAUCGGCCCCCCUUUUGGAAUCGCCACAGAGUAUGAAUCACUUGUGAGCGUAGAAAACCAUCGUGAAAUACGACCAAGACUGUGGGCUAGAAUGGACCGUGGAUUUUUUCUUCAGGAUCUUGAGUGGACAUGCUACAGACGCAACUACUUCCAGGUCAGCGCAAGCUUUGACUUUGAAAAUGAGAUGCCCGAUGUUGAGUGUGUUGUCAAGUCAACCGGAGAGCAGAUAUUGUCAUUUUCUGUCAAUCUAUGGGCCCAUGUUACCGAAGGAGGUCGUCAUAUCGAACUUGUUCAACAUACACCAAAGCGCGACAAAGGACCUCAGCGCACUCCUCAACCCUGUACGAUCAGAGCAGGCGGUAACCUUGAUACAGGCGGAACUACUCUAGGAGCACCUCAUACCAUCCAGCCUGAUCUCGCACUCUUUGAACGUAUCCAGUUCAAGACUGCCACAGCUAAUAACGGAAAGCGACGUGCAGCUCAGCAGUAUUUCCGUCUUAAUGUCGAUCUCUUGGCAAACACAGCCACAGGAUCAAUUCGUGUAAUGUCAAUUGCUUCGGCUCCUCUUGUUGUCCGCGGCCGCAGUCCUGGUCACUAUGCAGAGCUCCAAGACAAAUCUAUCCAACCCACUCAACGCCAUCGUCAUCACCACCGUUAUAUGAGUUUGCCUAACCGCCCUAGUGAACCUUAUCCUUCAUUUGUGUCCUUUAUACCUCCUUCACAACACCUGACUCCACCGCACUCAAGAGUCGAUUCUUCGUCAUCUUCGCCCUUUUCAACUCUUCAAUCCCAGGCAUUUAAUCCUUUUUUGCCGGCUUAUGAUCCCCAAAGGCAACCUCUUAAUAACAGCAGAUUGCCUCUUCCACCACCUCCAGCAUCAUCAACACCAUCUCACAGGGAUGACAUGAACUAUCGGCAGAAUACAACUCCUUAUUACCCAAUUCAACAUCGUCAAGAAUAUAUUUCUCAUAAUUAUUAUUAUCAAGGACAACCACCGAACAUCAAAGAGUCAACAGAAGAAGAUCUCAAGAGUAUUAAACCUACUGCCUACUCUUCUUGA